Messenger RNA from Drosophila guanche, 6422 nucleotides. RefSeq names its product ATP-binding cassette sub-family A member 13 (gene ldd). Bases 1 to 5979 code for a protein of 1992 amino acids. Gene Ontology annotation, cellular component: membrane; intracellular membrane-bounded organelle. The transcript has 10 exons. NCBI's taxonomy places the organism in Eukaryota, Metazoa, Arthropoda, Insecta, Diptera, Drosophilidae. Gene Ontology annotation, molecular function: ABC-type transporter activity; ATP binding; ATP hydrolysis activity. The record is from RefSeq and is a predicted model, not a curated record. Gene Ontology annotation, biological process: transmembrane transport; lipid transport.
AUGAGGAUGCAUUUCAAUACGCGGGAGAUCCGUGUGCUGCUGCGCAAGGAUCUCCUGGUGCGAUGGCGCCAAAAGGGCCUCACCCUCACGCUACUCAUUUGGCCCAUUCUGCUCUUCAUGAUGCUGUAUUUGAUACGCAUGAAGUAUGGCUCCGAGGAGAAGGCCGCCUGCCAGUAUCCCACCAGACUGCUGCCCACCAAGAACCAAAUGGUGCCCAGUGCCUUCUCCUACAUUUGCAGCCUCGAGAACAAGUGCCUGCCAGCGACGCCCUACGAGGAGUACACCAAAUGGAGGGGCGCGCCACUCCACUCUGUGAUCGGUGUGGUGAAUGUCUUUGUGACGGAUGACAAGCUGCACACGGCCAUCGUGGAGCUGGCGGAGAAGGCGAACUUUGUGUCCGCGGUGACGGCACUCAUAACCAGCGAUCAUCUAGACAUUAUACGCACAAACAUCACGGAAAUUAUCUCCUUGGUGCCAGAGAUUGAGCGCAUGAUGAACUACAGCUUUGACGUCAAGCACUUGUUCUCCAAUCGCGAGACUUUUGUGAAACUGGGAACGCUGCUGUGUGGCCAUCCAUUUCCCAGCACGGAGAGCAUUCCUUUGGUCAAUGACAUCCUCUAUUCGGAGGACUUUAGCGAGGUGAAUGACGCGGAACUGGAUGCCAUGCCAACCAAGUACUGCAAGCGGCUCUACCUGGAUGUGACCUCCACGAAUCAGGGCAAGCUCACAUGGAACACCAUCAAGCCGAUAAUCCAGGGCAAGAUACUCUACACUCCAGCGAAUACACUCACGGAGAGUGUGGUGAAGUUUAGCAAUGCCACCUUCGAGGAGCUGGACAAACUGAAGCAACUGUCGCAGGCAGCGGGCACAAUCCUCACCAAACUCCACACGAAUGCCACCUUUCAGUUGGCCUUUGAUAAUCUGCUGAAGCUGGCCCGCUCGCCGCUGGUGAAGAGCGUUGUCGGCGAUGAUUUUGACAUCGAGGAGAUCGAGCGAGUGUUCCUGUUCAUACGCACGAAUCAAAUCAUCUAUGACAUACUCACCACCGUCUCGGAUCUGAUGGAGUGCGUGUCUGCGGACCGUUUUGUGGCCGUGGAUAGCGUGGAGGAGCUGCAGCAGCGCGCCUACGAUCUCAACCAGAAGCGCAUGUUCCUGGCGGCCCUGAACUUCGAGAGUGUCGGCACCAAGGAGGUGGUCUAUCGCCUGCACAUGGACACGGACAACACGCAGCCAACGUUCGAGAAUAGGAACCGCUUCUGGUUCCCCGGACCCGCGGACAGCAUGAUCAUCGACAUGAAGUACCAUCGGGGGUUCGUGCAGCUCAAGCAAAUGGUGGAUCUGGGCAUUGUCAAGCACAAGCGGGACGAGGCGGGCUUCAUUGCGGAGGAGCCCGCCACCCGAUCGCCCGGCAGUUUGUUCAGCAUCAAGGCUGUGGAUGCCGCAGACGACGAUGACGACGAUGAUGAUGAUGACUUUGAUCUGAGCAUCGAGAGCACCUCCUCGGAGGCUAUCACCUCAGCCAUCCAGGAUCCAGAGACCACUGCCCCUCCACCCAGCACCACAGUGGCGCAGGAAACGAAGGAAACAACCUUUAAGCCAGGGUUUCUGCUCAACCUGGAGGAUGUACAGGGCGGUAAUGGGAAUACUGAUGGCGAUGGCGAAGUACUCAGCCGCUCGAAGCGUCAGGGCCUGCUGGAUCUGCUGAGCGGCCUUGGGGGCGGCGGUGCCGGCAACAAGAAGCCCAAGUUCGAGGUGGACAACAUGCAGUUCUACACGAAACAGUUCCCCUAUCCCGCGUACGUCAACGAUGAGUUCAAGCGGGGACUCUAUCUCGCCCAGGCCGUGCAGCUGGCCUACUGCCUGGGCCUGGUGGUGGCCGUGGCGAUCUGUGUGCGGGAGCGCAUCUGGAUGCGAGAGAGCAGAAACAGUAUGUUGAUGCGUUCGAUGGGCUUGAAGGCUCACUCGGAGCUGCUGGCCUGGGCCUUGAUGAGCCUCAUGGAGCUGUGCCUGAUCUUUGUGCUCAUCAGCGUGGUGCUCUACAGCGGCGGCAUCCUCUCGCACACCAACUGGUUCUUCGUGAUGUUCUACUGCCUGAGCUUUGGCGCCUGCCUCAUCUCCUUCUGCUACAUGUGCUCCAAUUUCUUUACCUCUGCCAACAUUGGUGCGGUGGCCACAUCGCUGCUGUUCUUCAUCAGUCUCUGCCCCUUCAUCAUUGUGCUGAUGUUCGAUGCAAAGUUGAAUCUGCUGGAGAGCUUCCUGGUGGAUCUCUCCUUCACGACGGCCUUCGCCAAGGGCUGGGGCGAACUGAUGCGCAUGGAGCUGCAGCAGCAGGGCCUCACCUGUGGCCAACUCAUCCAGCUGGGACCCGCGCGCAGCGAGUGCGCCAUGGCAAUGCUGAUGUUCCUGCUCGACUUUCUGCUCUACGCAGCCAUUGGCUAUGCCUAUCAGAGGUGGAAGAAGACCGAGUACAGCUUCGUGCGGGUUGUGCGCUCCCAUUUGGACGACAAGUUGGGCGCCUCGCUGCUGAAUGUCACGAAGCUCUACGGCAACCGGUGUGCCGUGUCCAAUCUGAAUCUGGACUUUGCUCGCAAUCAGGUGAGCUGCCUGCUCGGUCGCAAUGGGGCCGGCAAGAGCACCCUCAUCAAGCUGCUCACCGGCCAGAUCCGGCAGACGGGCGGCAAGGUGCUGCUCGCCGGGGAGCACAAUGUCGGCGUUUGCUGGCAGGACAACAUUCUCAUACCAAAGCUGUCGGCACGCGAGCAUCUGCAGUUGUAUGCCAACAUAAAGAUGUCCCCCAGUGGCAGUGGCUCUGGAUCGGGCGAGAUGGCGUCGGCGGACAGCGUCGAGGCGGAGGUGAGUCGCACACUGAAGAGCCUCAAUUUUGGCCAGCACGAGGACUAUCCGUCGUGGCAGCUGUCGGGUGGCUAUAGGCGUCGCCUCUGUGUGGCCAUUGCCUUCAUUGCCUCGCCCAGUGUCGUCAUCCUGGACGAGCCGUGCAACGGCGUGGAUGCCAAGGCGCGCAAGGACAUCUGGCAUCUGAUCGAACAGCUGCGCCAGGGUCGAGCCGUGAUAUUUGCCACCCACUUUCUGGACGAGGCCAAGUACCUCAGCGACUCGCUGGUCAUCAUGCGCAACGGUCGCAUCAUUGCCCAGCACAGUCGCGACUCGUUGCAGCAUCUCUGCACGGCCAAUUACAGCCUGAAGAUGCGCUGCGCGGAUGCCCCAGUGGCGGCUCAUGUGGCGGCCAGGAGCAAGCAGUUGCUGACCAACAGCCAGCUGCUGCCUGCCAGCGAGGAGGAGCUGAACCAGCAUCGGCUGACCAUCAGCGCCAGCUAUGCGGAGAAUCUGACACCCGCUGCCGUGCAGUUCCUGGAGCUGCUGCAGCAGCAGGAGUCCCUCGGAGCCAUCAGCGAGGUGGAGCUCUCGUCGAGCAGCAGCCUGGAGCAGGAGUUUGAGCAACUCAGUCGCAACGAGGAGCAGCCAAAGGUGGGACCAGCAGCAGCAUCAUCGGAGAGCAGCAUUGUGGCGGGACCCGCGGACGUGUCCGAGGAUCCACCCUCGUCCUGUGUGCAGAUGCGACUGCUGUUUGGCAAGCGCCUGCGGCACUUGGCCCGCAACUAUCGCCUGCUGCUGUACGUGCUCCUGCUGCCGGCCGUGUUCGAGCUGUGUGCCAUGUGGUUCGUCAGCUAUCGCCUGGAGGAUGACUUUGACACGGUGCUGCCCCUCACCAGGGCCCUCUACCCGCACAGCGUACAGCUGCUCAGCCGCGAGAGUCUCACACCAUUCACCGAGCAGCUCUAUCCAGGUCUAAGAGCCAGCUGCGGUGACUCCUCCGCCGACUGCCAUGAGUUCAGUGACUCUGCGCAGGCGUACGACUGGGUGCUGACGACCCUCGAUGAGUUCAGGGAGCGACGCUACGGUGGUUAUGGGUUGAACGGGUCGGGUGCCACUGUCUGGUACAACAACAAGGGCUACCACGCAAUGAUGGCCUGGCUGAACGACCUGAACUCGGAGCUGCUGCGCACCAGCCUGAACGACUCGGAGUACGGGAUACUCACCCGCAACGAGCCGUGGAAGCUGGGCUUUGCGGAGCUCAGUACCAGCUCGCUGCUGCGGCAGGCUGGCGACUCCUGCAUGGUGUUCAUAUUGCUGAUUGCCUUCGGGCUGGUGGUGGCCGCCAAUGCCGUUUAUCUCGUCAACGAGCGCAUCAGCGGUGAGAAGCUGCAGCAGCGACUGUGCGGCGUCUCGGCUGUGACCUACUGGCUGGUGGCCUUCCUGUGGGACUAUCUGAUCAUGGUGCUGGCCCUCGUCGUUUGCCUGGGCAUCGUGCUGAUCUUCAGCAUGCCGGUGUUUGUCGCCAGACAGCAGCUGAUUGGCAUCAUUGGACUCUCAUUGAUGUUUAGCUUUGCCUGCGUUCCGGCUGUACAUGUGGCAGAGAAGCUGUUCAGCGACUCGAGCAUUGCCAUUGUGUCGAUCUUCUGUGCAAACAUGAUCAUUCCACUGGUCACCAUGGGCAUCAUACUCAUUCUGGGCGUUGUGGGCGAGGGCACUGCGUGGGAUGGCUGGCGGCAUGGCCUGAACGAGGCCUUCCUCAUCUUCCCCCAGCACGCGCUGGGCGAUGGACUGCUGGAGCUGUGCAAGAACUACAUGGUGGCGCUGAUAUUCAAGCGCUACGACAUCGACUCGUACAAGCAUCCGCUGGCCAGCGAUCUGCUGCAGCGCCACUUCAUUGCCCUCGCCCUGGUGGGUGUCGCGGCACUCGUGCUGAAUGUCCUCAUCGAGUGCCAUCUGCUGCAGCGGCUGUGGAAGCGCCUGGAGCGCCUCCUCGACUGGCACUACCGCCGCGAGCUGGACAAGCUGCAGCAGCUGAAGAUCGUCAGUCUGCAGAGCAUCUUCAAGGGCUGCGUGGAGCCGGGCGAGGCUCUGCGUGCGGACAACCUUUGGGUGGCCUACAGCCGCGGCCGCUACGCCGUCCGCCAGGUGCACUUCGGCGUCAAGCGGGGCGAGUGCUUCGGGCUGCUGGGCAAGAAUGGGGCUGGCAAGUCCACCAUCUUCAAGGUGCUCACCGGGCAGCUGGAGCCAAAUGUGGGGCACAUCCACCUCGAGCAGCCCGGCGUCUCCUACUGCCCGCAGAGCAAUCCGCUGGAUCCGCUGCUGACCGUGCGCGAAUGCAUCCUCUUCUAUGGCCGCCUGCGUGGCAUUCUGCAUCUGGAUCUGCUGCUGGCGCGGGUGCUGGACACCUACGAGCUGCGCUCGUACCGGGAUGUCCAGGUGCGGAACCUGAGCGGCGGCAAUCGACGCAAACUGACGGUGGCCGCCACCUGCUGCGGCCACACGCCCACCGUCCUCAUGGACGAGCCCACCAGCGACAUGGAUCCGGUGACGCGGGAGUUUGUCUACGCGACCAUUGAGCAUCUGCUGGCCGCCCGCCGUGCCGUCGUGCUGACUUCACACUCGGUCUCCGAGAUCGAGCAUCUGUGCCAGCGCGUGGCGGUGCUGAAGGCGGGCCAGAUCGUGGCCAGCAGCAGUCCCGCCCGGCUCAAGGCCGAGCAUGGAGGCUACUACAGCGUCAGCUGUUUCUGCCCACCCGCCCAGCAGGCACUGCUGGCCAAGAUGCUGCCACAGCGGCUGCCGGGCGCCUGCGACCUGCAGCACUACGCCCACAGUCUGCGCUUCCUGGUGAAGGUGCGUGCGGGCGGAGACACCUCGACACCUGGGGCUGCUCCCUGUCCACUGCUCUCCGAGCUGUUUGCCGCCCUGCGGGACAUGUCCGUGGGCAUCACCCGCUUCUCCGUCAACCGCUGCCGCUUCGAGGCGGUCUUCGAGAGGAUACUGGAUUGCAGCGAGAAGACCCUCUCCGUCUCCGCCUCGAAUGGCCUGCAGGAGGAGGAGAAUGGGCUGCCCAGCAAAUCGGCGGCUGUUAGCGGUUCCAUUUCCACCGGCUACAUCCACUGCGGCUACGAGGAGACGACCACUUGAGUGAUUCUUUCGCUGCAUCGCUGCAAUAAUUAAUUAAUUGAUUGUCUUUAGUCAUAUUUUUUUUGUUUUUUUUUUUAUUUAGAGACGAGAAUAUGUGUGUGUGUCGUUUUUUUUAGUUUUUUUUUUUGUGAUAAGAUCGGACGCGGAUCCAGUGAUAGUUUUUCAAUAUUUCUGUUUCUGCAUCUGUUUUCUGUUCGGGUAUUCUGUUAGACAAUAAGUUUGGACCAGCAAAAGACCUAUUUAUUUCGAUACGUUAUACGUUUCUACUACAUAAAUGCAGCUAUGCCAAUGCCCCCUUACAACGACCCUCGAAACAGGUUCAUCAGGCACAAGUUCUACGAGUGUACAAUACCUCUAAUAUUACCUACGAUACGACAUUUACAAUACAAUACGAUAUGCUGGAAUAUGAAUAAAGUGAAAGUAGUAAAUGUGUGAGAAAAUAA